GUGAGCCGGCUGGCCGGGGGCUUAAAUCCCCCGGAGCCCAUCCCUCCACUCGCAGGGGAAGAUCUCCUCAGCCGAGCAGGAAACAAAGAGGGCUCUAACUUUUCACCUAGUGGAGCUGGCCCUGCCCCCGGGGCCCAGGACACCAGCCCGGGAGGGCAGCCCGGUGCAGAGAGGGAGCUGUCCACCCGUGCAUCGAUCAGCUCUGCAGACGGCAGCUGGCCGCGGGAGGCGGGCUCGGUGGGCCCGGGAGCAGAGGGGGGCCAACGUCACGUGCCCCCCCCCCCCCCCCGCGGCUCAGGCCGAGGGAGGCCGCAGUCUCUGCAGCUCGGCCGCCGCCACCUUGUCCCCAGUGUCCUUGGCCGACCCACUGGGGGGGGCAUGGUGCCUCCCAGCGGGGGACACAGGUGAGCCGUGACCGCUGAGGACUCCUCGGAGGAGGUGUCCAGGCCCCGGGAGGUGGGGCAGCCAGCGGACUCCUUUCCAGGUGCGUUUCCCGCCCAGCAUCCCUUCAUCCCGGCUCCAGCAUCCACGCUCUCCCUCUAACUCGUGCCCUAGACCCUGAGCCCCGCCAUGGCCCGAGGAGACGCCCCGGAGGAUGGCUACCACCUAGUCGGGACCAGCUUCUUUAUCCUCGGCUUGGGGACCCUGCUGCCCUGGAACUUCUUCAUCACCGCCAUUCCAUACUUUCAGGCUCGGCUGGCCAUCGUCAACAUCACAGGAGAGCCCUCUGGAGCCAACAUCACAAGCCCUGGAGAUGCCUUCAACUUCAACAACUGGAUGACUCUCCUGUCCCAGCUCCCUCUCCUGCUCUUCACCCUCCUCAACUCUUUCCUUUACCAGUGCAUCCCAGAUAUGGUGCGCAUUCUGGGCAGCCUCCUGGGCAUCCUUCUGCUCUUCAUCCUGACCGCCACCCUGGUCAAAGUGGACAUGAGCCCCGGCCUCUUCUUCUCUAUCACCAUGGCCUCCAUCUGGUUCAUCAACUCUUUCUGCGCCGUGCUCCAGGGCAGCCUGUUUGGGCAGCUGGGGGCCAUGCCCCCCGCCUACAGCACCCUCUUCCUCAGCGGCCAAGGCUUGGCGGGGACCUUUGCUGCUCUUGCCAUGCUGAUGUCCAUGGCCAGUGGAGUGGAUGCCCAGACCUCUGCCCUGGGCUACUUCAUCACCCCGUGCGUGGGAAUCCUGGGCUCGAUCGUCUGCUACCUGUCCCUGUCGCAUUUGGAGUUUGCCCGAUACUACCUGGACAAGAAGGCGCCCCACCCGCAGGCGUCCGAGCUGGAGACCCGGGCCGAGCUGCUCCAGGCGGAUGAGAAGAAUGGCUUUCCUGGGAGUCCCCAAAAGGCAAUGCUCGCCCUGGAGAUGGAGCCGGAGAAAGCGCCUCAGCCCGGGAAGCCUUCCAUCUUGGUUGUCCUCAGAAAGAUCUGGCUGAUGGCUCUGUGCAUCGUCCUGGUCUUCACGGUCACCCUGUCUGUCUUCCCGGCCAUUACCGCCAUGGUGACGAGCUCCAGAGGCCCCGGAAAGUGGAGCCAGUUCUUUAACCCCAUCUGCUGUUUCCUGCUCUUCAACACCAUGGACUGGUUGGGGAGAAGUAUGACUUCCUACUUCCUGUGGCCCGAUCGGGACGGCCGCCUGCUGCCGCUGCUGGCCUGCCUCCGUUUCCUGUUUGUUCCCCUCUUCAUGCUGUGUCACGUGCCCGAGCGGGCCCACCUGCCCGUGCUCUUCCCGCAGGACGCCUGCUUCAUCACCUUCAUGCUGCUGUUUGCCCUCUCCAAUGGCUACCUGGUGUCUCUCACCAUGUGCUUAGCUCCCAGGCGGGUCCUGCCCCAUGAGAGUGAGGUGGCUGGAGCUCUCAUGACCUUCUUCCUGGCCCUCGGCCUCUCCUGUGGGGCCUCCCUCUCUUUCCUCUUCAAAUCCCUAUUGUGAGGCGCUCCGUUUCCUCCCUGCUUCUACGGGGCCGGAGCCUUCCCGGGACUGGGGCUUGGGGGAGGAAGGAGCGGAGAGCCUGGAGCAGGUCCUAGACGGGUGACGGAGGAGCAAGAAGCCGGGGUGACAGAGGCAAAGAGAUCUCCACGACUGCGCUGCUCACCUGGAGGAUUCCUAGCCAGGAGCUGCUCCCAGCAGCCGCUUCCCUCUCCACGUGGCAGACUUUUAACCGAUUGUGGUAAAGGGGGUAAAAGGCCCCCAGCUUUUCCUGGUCCCGAGACAGUCCUCCAGGAGCUCUUAAAGGGGGCUAUUUGGCCACCUGGCUGGGGUGGUAUAAGUGCUGACCUGCCUGGACGCAGGGGGAUGGACCUGAUGACCCUUGGUGGCUUUAGGUUUCUGUAGUUUGCAGAACCCCUUUGGGAACCUACUCUGGGAAUUUCUUUGGAGAUCUUUAUUUUGGGAUCAGCCUGUAACGUGAACCUGUGGGGGAAACAAUGCCCCGUUUUGCCCUGAUUCCCUAACUUGCCUGCAAAAGUAUUACUGGUGGGGUCUUUGCCAAAGGUGGACUGAGCUUCUGCUGUUGUAAGUAGCCGAGUUAAUGACUGGGGUGGCCGCCGCUCCUGACUUGGAGCUCAGAGAGUGAGUCCCCGUUUCAGGGCUCCAGGGCUCGUCCUGGGAAGCCCUCUUUGCUCCAUUACUCUGGCCAUUGGAUAGAGAAGGUCUGGGAUAGAAAAAGCAGGGGGAGGUCAGAGGAACUCAGCCAAUCAGUAAGCAUUAAGGGCCUCCUAUGUGCCAGGCUCCGUGUUGGGUCCAGACCUGUCCUCAAGGAGUUUCCUUCUAUAAUGAAAGAUAAGCACAAACUGGGGACAAAGUGUUAGAGACUGGUAGGGAUGGGGCCUUGCCAGUGACUCAGGGGAAAAGCAGCCACGAUUCUGCCCAGAAGCCCUAUCUCCCGUCCGUACUAGGAGCUAGCACCCUGGGUCCCUUGUUCCUGCUGUUGCCAAGAUGCUUCCUCCCCGAUCCUGGGUCAGGACCAGUCUGGAGCCCAGAGUUCCUGCCUCCUGCUUGGUGCUGUCACACCUCCCAGAACCCGUUUCCUUUUUUCUGUAGGUGGCAUCUUACCUCUGCCAGGCUGUGCCCCAGGUACUCAGCCUCUAAGCAGGAUGCCAUUACAUUUCCUCUUCUGUUCUGUUCUCUUACAUUUACACAGAGGAUUGGUGCCUUCUAUCUUCAAGGUACUUCCGCCACCACCUCAGAACCCUCUCUCACGACACACAGCGUCACAAUGAACACUUCCUGGGUGAGGCAGGCAUUGUCCCCAUUUGAAUGGGCAUCUGAGAAAAAUGGGGAGUCCCCGUCCUUCCAGAGCAGAAUUCCAUUCACUUAGCAAACAUUUAUCAAGCGCCUAGUAUAUGCAUGAGGGAGACACAAAGUGAAAACAGGCCCUGUAUUUGGGGGUUUUAUAGUCUGGUUGGGGGAAUUAAGACGCAAGCACAGAUAAUCAAUAUGCAUUUAUUAAGUGCCUACUAUGUGCUAGGCACUGUGCCAAGGGCUGACAAUUAUUAUGAAAAAUUAAAAUGAGAGUCUCUUCCUGUCUGCUGGAGGAGACAGCAUGUUCACAGAUAGAGAAUAUUUGCAGGACAAAGAUAGCGCUGGGGAGGGGCUUUAACUGUUUUAUUAAGUGUAUCAGGGAGGGACAAAGUGUUAGCUGACCUGGGGGGCUAGGGAUCUGGAAGGCAUCCCAGACAGGCAAACCAGGAGAGAAGGACUCGAGGCAUGGGAUAACAGGGCAGCAGGAAUGAUAGCACCGGGGCAUGAGAACUUAUGACUGGCACAUAGUAGGUGCUUCAAAUGAGUUUAUUGAUUGAUUCUACCCGAGGGAUGAGGAGCAGACCAGUGUGUGGAGACCAAAUCAACUAGCAUUUAUGUAUUAAGCACCUACUAUGUGCCACACCAUGGGCCAGACAAAUGGGAAAAGAAGUCCCUGCUCUCAAGGAGCUUACAGUGAAUGAGAAGAAAGAUACACCAACAGCUAGGUGCAGACAACAGGAUCCAUUGGAGAUCAGCAAGAGAGGGAAGGCUCUGGGCCUCAGUUUACCCACAUAAUGAAAAAAAGGUAGCUAAGUUCAGUGGUUUCCAUGGCGCCACGUGACUGAGGCAUCUGUGCCCCAGGCUAAGCCUCCCCCCUUUCUCCCCCCAGGGAGCCCCAGGCCAGCCACCCCAGCACUUGUGGAUGGGAAUGAUGGUGUUGGAAAUAAAUGAUUGACUUUUUA
Molecule: messenger RNA, 4190 nt
Organism: Monodelphis domestica (gray short-tailed opossum)
Lineage: Eukaryota; Metazoa; Chordata; Mammalia; Didelphimorphia; Didelphidae
Gene: SLC29A2
Product: solute carrier family 29 member 2
Biological process (GO): uridine transmembrane transport; adenine transport; thymine transport
Cellular component (GO): plasma membrane; basolateral plasma membrane
Molecular function (GO): nucleoside transmembrane transporter activity
Source: RefSeq, a predicted model, not a curated record